AUGUCGUCUUCCGGCCUACCACCGUCCAACGCGCUCUUCCCGGCUCUCUACCUGUACCCUUUGAACGACACAUGGGCACCCAAACACAUUGCGCUGACGAGUAUGCACACGAAAAUUGGACGGCAGACGAGCAGCAAAACAGCGCCAGGCGAGCGGAAUGGGUUUUUUGACAGCAAGGUGCUGAGCCGACAACACGCAGAAGUGUGGGAGGAGGGUGGAAAGAUAUAUAUUAAAGAUGUGAAGAGUUCGAAUGGGACGUUUAUCAAUGGGGAGAGGCUCAGCAGCGAAGGACACGAAUCGGAGCCAUUCGAGCUCAAAAGCGACGACAUCGUCGAAUUCGGUAUCGACAUCGUGGGCGAAGACAAUAAGACGAUCAUCCAUCACAAAGUCGCCGCGCGUGUUGUAUGUGUGUUCACAGAACAGGAUGCCCAGGUCGCUGCACGCGCCGAGCAGCAUCAAGCUAUGCAAGCACAACAGCAGGCCGCGCAGCAUCAGCAGCAGCAUCCACAGCAACAUGGGCAGCACGGCCACCCGCAAGGUGCCGGAGGGUUCAUGGGCGCUGGCCAGCAAGGCCUCGGGGGGCUAGGAGGGCAGGCGCAUGGACUGGGCGGUCCAAUGGGCCUUGGAGCAAUGGGUGGCCAGCCACAGGGCGUGAUGGGAGGACUGGGGGUGAAUGGUGGACAGACGGGCCCGGGCGGUGGACAAGGUGCGCAGAAUUUCCCCUUUGGACAGGGGCAGCCGGGUGCCAGGAGGCCACAGCUUGCGCAAGGCCUCGGUUCGAUGGGUGGUAUAGGCCUCAGGCCGCCAGGUAAAACCGGCCUGAGCUUCGACGUGAUUCUGAGUCGCCUGCAAGGCGAGGUGCAGAAGAGUCGCGAGACAGGGGCAGAGUUGGGCAGUUUGACGAGCGCGAUGGGCGAAAUUGGGGAUGUGCUUGGGGGUGUCGGCGUGCCUGCAAACCUUCCACCGUUCCCGGCACAUCUACCCCCUGUGCGUGCGCCUCCACCGGAAGCGCAGCCAUCCAUACCUUUGCCGCCACCUCCUGCUGCUGUUUCUGCACCUGCACCUGCACCUGCAGCCACGUCACCCAGCGCACCCAAUGCCGCACCCGCAUCAGCAGAGGCCGCAUCGACAUCGACAUCGACAUCAACAUCCGCUACCGCAUCAACGUCGACAUCAACCGACCAAACAUCCACCUCAUCUCCGCCUUCGACAUCUGCGCAGCCUGCACCGUCCGGUCUAUCCGCGACCCUCAUCGCAGAACUACAGGCCCAGAUCAGGGAGACGCAGAGCAGCCUCGCUGCCCACCAUGACCGCGUCCGCCAACUCGAGGGCGCUCUCGAGGCGCAGGAAGGUUUACGGCGUGAGGUUGUGGUGUUGCGAGAGCUUGUGAUGCGUGGCGCGAGUUCAUCAGGGACGUCCGGCGCGGGUUCGGGUGAUUCAAGAGAGGUAAGGUUGGAGGAAGGGUCUCACGAAGAGGCAAUGGGUGAAAGGCAUCGUACGUGUGAUGACGAGGACGAAGGCGGGGAGGGCCAUGAAGAUGACGACGAGGAAGAAGAAGAUGACGACGACGAUGCGCGUAGUGUGUCGACGAUUAUUCCGCACGAACUCGAGAGUGUCGAGGAGGAGGAUGAGGAGGCCGUUGCGCGUGCUGAGCGUGGUGAAGAUGGCGAUGGCGAUCCCGACCAUGAGGCGCGUGAUGCGCAGCAUGGAGUUGAGGAUACAGACCAUUCUGUGUCUGAAGCUGUCGACCCUUCGACUCUUGAUCAGGAGCACGAGCACGAACAAAGGCAUGAACAUGGGUCGGAGGAUGAGGCAGAGGCAGAGAAGCGGAAGCAGGAGGAUCUCAAGGUCGGCAGGCCCCGUACACCGGAACCCUCGCUCCUGGGUAUGGGUGAGCGCAGGGCAUCACCGCUCGUCAGGCGACGCCCGCGCGACGCUGAUGAUGAAGCUGGGCAGCAUCCUGAAGUCGACGAGGACGAGGAGGAUGGCGAAGAAGAUCAUUUCAGACCUUCGUUACCGUCCUCUGUAUCCGAUGCCGACGACGACUCCGAAACGGAGGCGAAUCCCGCCUCUAAAUCCUCUGCAGUGUCCACCGAAACGAGCACGAGCGCAGAGGUGCUGGCGCAAGUCAGCAAGCUUUCGGCGCAGGUCUCCUCGGUCGUCGCAUUGAGCGAGGCGCUGCAUAGGCAGCACGCCGAGGCGCAGGGUACGAUUCGAGCACUGGAGAAAAAGGUUGAAGGGUUGGAGGAGAUGCUGAGAGCUGCUAGCGCUGCGAAGGAGGAAGAGGCUGCCGCUGUGGUGAAGGAGGAACCUGUGGAUGACGUGCAGGUUAAAGCCGAGCCUGUAACGGAGGAACCCUCUUCCACAGCUAUCACGAUAGCAGCGACUGUCGAAUCGGCCCUCGCGGAGAAAAUGGCUCUCUGGAAGAAGGCUGUCGAGGGUCAAUGGAGCUCUGUCCGCGAUGAGUGGCGUGACGAACGUGCGCGGCUUGAGAGGGCGAGAGAGGAGUGGGAGGCUAGGGUGCGGCUGGUUGAGUUUGGUCUUGAGAGAGUGCGUGAUGCCGAACGCGAACGGGAAGGGGAGGUGACGAAGACUAGGGUGAAUGGUGGUGGGAACGGUAAUGCGAGGGGGGGUCUAGCGACGCCGCCGAGUCCACGGUCGCAGAGCUCAGAUUCAGGGAGGUAUAGGAGACGGAAGAAGCGUGCGGCGCUCACUAACGCUGGUGCUACUUCAACAUCCGCCGUGGAAGGCAGCUCUGGUGCGAGUGGUAGUGAGGACGAAGAAGACCGUGAUUCGGGCGACGAAAAGGCACCGUCUGCGCAGAAGCUUGAAGGACGAAAGGGGGUCGAACUUGUAGAUGACCCUACGCGAAUGCUUGCUACGCCAGAACCGUCUGUCGUGUUCAAGCUCUCGGAGAGCGCUGUGUCGUCUCUCGACGGUGACCGGGAUCAGGACGAAUCUCAUCUAUCUGGGAAGACACGGACACACCCGCUUGCAGACUCGAGCGAUGUGGACGCGGAUGUGCUCUCACGUAGUUUCGACGAAGAUUCUGUUGCUGGGCAAUACGAACAAUCAAGUGGAGAAGGGCUAGAAGGAGAAGGAAUAGAAGGCGCUAGGGCGAGUCCAUUUUCUUCCUCAUCGACGUAUGCGCGCGACGCGUUGCUGAUCCUUUUCUGGGUUUUUGUUUCUUGUGUGUUGGGUGUAUUGGGUGUAUUUGUGGGUCUUGCUAUCUCUGUUUAUUCAUGGCUUGUGUCGGGCGUCGUUUGGAUCUCUUCAUCGUCGGUCGCGCGCUGGCUGUCGACUGUCGAUCUUGAUUCCUUGGCGGCUGCGCUUCCUGAUACUCGGGUGUAUGCUUGGGCUACACAGACGUUGCACCACCUGAACAAGGGCAAGGGCAAGGAUAGCGCGGGAAACCCGAAUAUCAAUGUCCAAACUGCGGUGGGCGUAGUGCUGCUCAGUGUUGCGGCUGCCGCUGUGUUUUGGAAGAUCAAGCCCGAGUAG
Messenger RNA from Psilocybe cubensis, 3501 nucleotides. RefSeq lists its product as uncharacterized. Bases 1 to 3501 code for a protein of 1166 amino acids. Gene Ontology annotation, cellular component: cytoplasm. The transcript is spliced from 4 exons. Gene Ontology annotation, molecular function: protein binding. Lineage: Eukaryota; Fungi; Basidiomycota; Agaricomycetes; Agaricales; Agrocybaceae. The record is from RefSeq and is a predicted model, not a curated record.